Messenger RNA from Macroventuria anomochaeta, 987 nucleotides. RefSeq lists its product as uncharacterized. Gene Ontology annotation, cellular component: cytoplasm. The record is from RefSeq and is a predicted model, not a curated record. The coding region runs from base 1 to 768 and encodes 255 amino acids. The transcript has 2 exons. Lineage: Eukaryota; Fungi; Ascomycota; Dothideomycetes; Pleosporales; Didymellaceae. Gene Ontology annotation, molecular function: 5'-deoxynucleotidase activity.
AUGGCUGUCGACGAGAGCACGCAGACCAACGGCGUCGCCGAGCCCGGCGCGGGGCAAGGGAACGCACAAGACGUGAAGCAGAGCGGCUGGACGGUACAGACUGUCCUCGCAGACAUCGAACACGGCUACGCCGAAUCCACCGACUCGCCCGUCCCCUUCUUCCACCUGCUCGAGCGCCUCAAGACCACCAAGCGCGCAGGCUGGCGCCGCUUCGGCAUCGAGGACUGCGAGAGCAUCUCCGACCACAUGUACCGCAUGAGCAUCCUCACCAUGAUGGCCCCACAGUCGAUUAGCUCGAAGCUGGAUAUCCUGAGGUGCUGCCGCAUGGCCCUGAUCCACGACAUGGCCGAGUCGCUGGUCGGCGACAUCACACCUGUGGACCCAGUCUCGAAAGAGGAGAAGAGCCGGCGCGAAUCAGAGACCAUGGAUUACAUCUGCACCAACCUGCUCGGCAAGUUCAACGGCGGCCUGAACGGCAAGGACGUCAGGCAGAUCUGGCAGGAAUACGAGGACAGCGAGACAGCGGAGAGCCUGUUCGUGCACGACAUCGACAAGAUGGAGUUGCUACUGCAGAUGCUCGAGUACGAGCGGAGCCAGAAGUGCGAGACAGAUCUGGGCGAGUUCACAUGGGUCGCGCAGAAGAUCAAGAGCCCGGAGAUCAACACAUGGGCCACGGCUGUGUUCCGCGAGAGACAAGCGCUGUGGAAGAAGGCAGGAAAGACAUGCAGCUGGCGCGCUGACACAGAGCCCAAGGACGAGGCAUCAUAGGCCAUCUUGGAGACUUGUUCACGACAUUACGACACAGCAUUGCGCGGAACGAGCGAGUUUGGCGUUUGGGCAUAAGUAGACCUAGAUUCCUCAGAGCAACGCGACUCACCACGAGCACAACCGCACACUACUCUGCCACUGCUGCCGGAUCCUUCCUCCCCCCUCCUGUUUGCCUCAUCACCUCCUCCAUAAUCCUCCCCGCAGCCCCAGCAUCCACCA